AUUACGUAAUUGGAGUAAAGAGAUGCAUGCAUUAUUGUAACGGAAUAAAUAUUGAUCCUCUGGUCAGAAUAUAUGUAAAUGAUACGACCCAGUCGAUGUCCCUAUUGUCGAGGAAUCAUAAGGUUCAAGUUCGAAGAUAUUCUGGGUUCCUCGUUGGGCAGUAUAUGAGUAUUAAUAGCAAAUACCGUCCAUUCGAGUUUUGACCAUACUUGCAGCUAGAUCAGUGUACAUAAAAAUAAAUAAAUGAAUAGUACCUGGGGUUUACGUUUGAUGAGCGUCGCUUUCAGUGAUAAUUUAUGAAUGCGGGAAUCGAUUUAUUUUUAUUCCGUACAAGUUUUUUCAAGGAUAAUAACAAACCCAUCGAUUCGCGCAUUUGUCGUGCGCUCCUCGAAACAGUCGUUUACUUUCACCGAAAGCAACGACAUUAUGGCAUUAAGCGGUAGUUUGGCACACGCAAACUCUCAUGAGAGAAGCGAUCUCGUUGCCUAUUGGAGUGUACCACUGUGCGAUGGCGUUCAUACUGUCGAAUUUGAGCACGGAUCAACAAGUGGUAAGAGAGUUCUUCGAGUGGAUGGAAAAGAGAUUCUCAGACGCGAAUGGAUGUUUAAAUUGGUCGGUGACGAGAAAUUCACCAUCGGAAGCCAUAAAACCAAAUGCGAGCUUCGAGUCGAUCCUCUUCCUCAUUUCACUUUUAGUUACAGCCUUGUUGUGGACGGAAAACCAUUAGAGAAGUUUUUGGAAAAGCAAAACAAAUCAUUGAGGACCUGGGCAGUCUUAUCGAACGGCAAGAGAUAUAGAGUAGUUUUUGAGAAGCAGACUUUAAAUAUUUGGGUGAACGGUAACAUCAUCGAUGCUGAAAAUGUUUUCGUGCAAAACGGAACUGAAAUGCGCUUCAAGUUGGGAGAAGUCGACGCUUUGCUACGUUCUUCAGCAAUCGAAAAGCAAGGAAUAUUACAUCAUCUCUAUUUACAAGGAAACAGAGUAGAAGAGGAUGGAGAAUUACCGCAUUGGAAGAGAUAAUAUAAAUUAUAUAUAAUUUCUA
Messenger RNA from Nicrophorus vespilloides, 1042 nucleotides. Its product is annotated as fas apoptotic inhibitory molecule 1. Lineage: Eukaryota; Metazoa; Arthropoda; Insecta; Coleoptera; Silphidae. The record is from RefSeq and is a predicted model, not a curated record. The transcript has 3 exons. Gene Ontology annotation, biological process: negative regulation of extrinsic apoptotic signaling pathway via death domain receptors; canonical NF-kappaB signal transduction; positive regulation of neurogenesis. The coding region runs from base 301 to 1020 and encodes 239 amino acids.